AUGACAAAACAAGAGAGGAAACGUAGAGACCGCGGUGCACAGUUUAUCCGCAAUAACUUGGAGCUACUGGGCUUUGGAAACCCUCGGGAUGCACUAGUGCAAGCUGCAAAGGAGCUGUUUGAAAAUGCGUGGGAUGCAACGCGAUCACUGAAUGUAGAGUCUUCGUGGAAUGAUGUACCUCUAAAGCUGCUGCGGCUUGACGUCAAAUUGAAUCGAGAUACUGGUAAUGUGGACAUCCUGUGUGCGGAUACUGGCUCAGGGAUGCACGCGCACGAGGUCAAACUACUGUGUUGCAACGUUUUUGAGACGACAAAGGUGAAUAGAGAGGGAGGAGGAGGAUGCAACAGUGGAAAAUACGGUGUUGGGCUCAAGGCGGCGAUGCUAUACAGUCAGCUUCAAUCAAGUGACGCGUGCUUGAAACUUGUUACAACCUCCAACUCUGAUGGCAUCUUGUAUGUGCAACUUUGUAUCGAUCCUGACUCCGAGGAGACUGCUGUGGUGAAGAAGGUAGCUCAUUUUGUCGUGGAUGAAGACCACCAACAAUUUUCAGGGACAGAGAUGAGGCUAUCCGUACCUUGUCCACGAGAUACGUUGGAGCUUAUAAGUGCUGCAGAUACACUUGCACUGUAUUUUCAGAGUCUGAGGUACAUUGCACCUCCGUUUGUUGGAGUACAGUUUAACUUCGAUGUCAAGGAGAUCAGUACAUCGGUCGAAUGCCUACACGGAGAAGAACCGAUUGAUCGCUUUGUUGCGGAUCUGGGCGAAAGCGCAGAUGAUAUACUAUACGCUGUUCAUGACGAAGAAUUCUUCUCGAUCAGCUGUGUUGCGCUAAUGCUUGGUGAAGUGGAAAUAGGUGUCGAGAGCGACAUGGAGGUCUGCCUACUUCGCUUUGCAAAUCACGCCCCGCUAAUCAAUGACGAAGAUUUCUUUGUAUGCGGAACCACAAAAGGAGUAUGUACGGCAAAAUUAUGGAAGAAAUAUGGUCUUCGCUGUCAUAGAACAUCUUCAUAUCUUAUGAACCAGCUCGUCGCUUCACCUUUGCGAGCAGCAAGUCGACAUGAUGACGGAAAUGUCGAGCCUGCUCGCCUCGUCUUGGCUAUAGACGUAUGCGUCAUUGGAUCUUCAGCGGAUACCGGCAUCAAGUACGGUGGAUUAAAGAAGAGUACGCUAGACGCGUGCUAUACUGAUGGCGUCCAGACUUGCUGUCGGGCCAUUUUACAGCAGCUUGCCGAAGCUGGACGUUUGUGCACACCGCAGCAGCGGCAAGAUCACGAUCUCAUUGACAACUAUGCACCAAUGAUCGCAAAGUCUCUUGCAAAAAUUACUAGACAGUCACAACUGCGUCGAUGUGGUGGUAUUAUGUCGUCACAGCAGCUCGAACGCAAUCCGCAAGACCACAUCAACGAGGGUCUUAUUUUGCACGAGCUUCAAGCUGCCAUGCGAAACUGGUAA
This is a messenger RNA of Peronospora belbahrii, 1452 nucleotides long. NCBI's taxonomy places the organism in Eukaryota, Oomycota, Peronosporomycetes, Peronosporales, Peronosporaceae. The record is from the annotation of a GenBank genome assembly.